AAGUUUUUCUGCUUACUAGUUAGUACUUAGUAGUUACCUUAAAAAGGUGUUGUUAUAACUAUAACAAUUUACAAUUUUCAAGUUUUUUUUUUAUAUUAAACUAAAAUAAUAUAGCAAAAGAGAUUAUUGCUUAAUUCUGCCUUACACUAAGAGUCUUUUAGUUCUAAAAUUAUCUUAAAUUAUUACCAUUUUUUGUUUUCACUAACAUAUUACAUAAUUACAGUUACCACUUUUGAAACUUCACUCAUUUGCUGAAUACAUAUUAUUUAAUUAUUAGCAUUAAAUAUCAACAUUAUGUCUGAAGCAAAAGUUAACAGCGAUGACAUAGAAAUUGUAUUUCAGCGCCUUAGAACGCUGCCGGCCAAUAAAACAUGUUUUGACUGUAAUUCAAAAAAUCCAACAUGGUCGAGUAUUACAUAUGGUGUGUUUAUUUGUUUGGAUUGUUCUGCAGUGCAUAGGAGCUUGGGAGUUCAUUUGACUUUUGUAAGGUCUACUCAAUUAGACACAAAUUGGACAUGGUUGCAAUUGCGGCAAAUGCAAUUGGGUGGAAAUUCAAACGCUGAAAUGUUCUUCAGGCAACAUAAUUGCAUAUCCAAAGAUGCACAACAAAAAUAUAAUUCUAGAGCUGCUCAACUAUAUAGAGAUAAACUUUUACAAAAUGCUAAACAAGCAAUGAAAACUUAUGGAACACAGUUAUUUUUGGACCAAUCACAUGAAAUUAUUGAAGUGAAACCAGUAGAUUUCUUUGAACAACAUACAACUAAUGUUAAUUCAUAUAAUGACAACUUGAGUAACAAUUUCAUGUCAUUUACUUCUUCUAAACCAGAUAGUGGUGAUACAACUCUUCUAGGAGGUACUAAAAUUUUAAAUGAUGCAGCACAAAAAUCAAUAGAUCAUAAAACUUUAUUAGGAGGACGACAAGCACAUAGUAAAAGAUCUGGUUUGGGAGGAAAAAGAUUGGGUAUGGGUGCUCAGAAAGUGCAUGCUAAUUUUGCCGAUAUAGAAAAAGAAGCAGAAUUAGCUGAUAAAAUGAAAUUUAGCGAACCAGAAAAAACUGAAAACUUAGAGAAAUCCAAUAAAGACCAAGAAACUCAAAUGUCAUCAAUGAGGUUAGCCUAUCAAGAUUUAAGCUUAAAGAAGAGUAAAGAAGAGGAAAAAUUAAAACAAGUUGACCCGAAGAAAGCUGCUCAAUUAGAAAGACUUGGUAUGGGAUUUACUUCAAAAAAUAUUGUUAGUCAUUCAGCAUUAACUGAUAUGAUGACACUUGAUAAAGAAGUAAAAAAACAAACUUUAUUAGAUCAUAAUGAAGAUCAAUUCUAUGAUUGUUUUGAUGAUGCUAAAACUCCUGAACUGAUUUUAAAAAUGAUGAAUAAAAGUCGUCAAAUUACCAGUGAUGAUUUUAUGGAAUUUGAUGAUUCUAUUAGAAGUUUGAAAUCAUCCUAUUCGCCACCCAACAUUGAUGUCAUAAAAAAUGAUUGGGAUAAUAUUAAACCAGCAAAAAAAGUAAACAAAGAAGCUGAAAAUGAUCAUUGGGAUUCGCUUAAUGAAAAUUCUAAUAGAAGACAAGGCAGAAAUAAUAGAUCAAAUUUUGUGCCUCAAUCCUCAGAAAAUAAUGAAGCUUUUAAAAAAUUUGGUGGUGCUAAAUCAAUAUCAUCCACCCAAUAUUUUGGUGAUAAUCAAACACAAUCCGAGAAAUCAAAUCUUUCACGAUUUGAAGGAAGUAAUAGUAUUUCAUCUGCUGAACUAUUUGGGAGAGAAGAAAUGACAGGUGUAAAUUCUACAUACCAACCUCCUGAUUUAGAUGAUGUCAAAGAAAGUGUUAAACAAGGUGUAACAAAAGUAGCUGGUAAAUUAUCAUCUCUGGCUAAUGGCAUGAUGUCAUCAUUUCAGGAAAAAUAUGGAGGUUAUUAAAAUUUUUGAUUCAAUGCAUACAUAUUGAAAUGUCUAAUAAAUGAUAUGAUUGUGUUAAAUGUUAAAUGGAUAUAUUUUGUAAAUAAUUAUUUCAUAUUAUUAUAUAAGUAAUUAAAUCAGUUUAUUACAUUGUUACAGUAAACUAUAAAGGUCGUUUACUUAUGUUCAAACAAAGUGUUAGAAAGUUAUUUUGUUUGACAAUUUGU
Messenger RNA from Diuraphis noxia (Russian wheat aphid), 2117 nucleotides. RefSeq names its product ADP-ribosylation factor GTPase activating protein 3 (gene ArfGAP3). The record is from RefSeq and is a predicted model, not a curated record. Gene Ontology annotation, molecular function: GTPase activator activity. Lineage: Eukaryota; Metazoa; Arthropoda; Insecta; Hemiptera; Aphididae. Gene Ontology annotation, biological process: COPI coating of Golgi vesicle.